Molecule: messenger RNA, 2163 nt
Organism: Bombus huntii
Lineage: Eukaryota; Metazoa; Arthropoda; Insecta; Hymenoptera; Apidae
Exons: 4
Coding region: 1332-1901 (189 amino acids)
Source: RefSeq, a predicted model, not a curated record
GUGACCUUCCUAAAGUUGACUUUUGUGAUAUUUUCCUGUUGUGAUAUUUCUAUCGGGGGUUUACUCACGUAAGUGUCGAAUAGCCGAGGAUUAAAGUUUAUCCGACAUAAGCACUGCAGUCUGGUGCGCGGAAUCCGUCACUACUGUCGAACAACAGUUGAAAAGAUUUUUUCGGCGAGAGAGAACGAGAGUCGCGUGAUACGUGACCGCGAUAUUAAGGUUAAUCCUGGCCCGUCUGUCCAAGUCCCACCAUAAACUCGGCACGCUCGUCGCGAUUAGUAAUUGAAGUGCUUUCAUCAUUGUUCGCGCGUAUAUCGAGAAGCAAGUUAAAUAGAGAAAGAGGAAAGGAGAAAAGACAGAGAGAAUCAAAGAAAUGAGCGGGAAAGAGAAACAGGGAUGCCAAUCGCGGCACAGUCGAAGAAAACAAAGAUGGAAAAUGAAAGAAUAGGUUAAUACGUUGAUUGUCGCACGAAUUUCCUAUAUCUUGACCUAGGAAACACAACAGAUCGAAAUAUACUAUGGCAUAAUAUUUAAUUUUUGUAAAAUUAAAUUGUUAAUUAUUGUAUUUGCACACAUUUUUUCUAACAAUAUUAUUUACAGACUGCGGAUUUUUAUUGCGAAUUCGUAUUUUUGUAAAUUUAAUUAAACAAAUGAAAUCUAAGUAGAAAUUUAUUUCAUCCAUUGAAUAUUAUAACAAAUUUUCUAUAUAAAAGGACAAAAAAUUCACAACCUAGUUACUUUAAUCAUUCACGUUAUUAACAGUUUGUUAGUUUAUGAAAUUUAUCUUAUUUUAAUUGCUCUAAGAAAUUUGGUAAUGUAGGUGACUCAUGACCAGCGUGGUAGUCAACGUGUUAAGAAGAAAAUAGACGGAAAAUUGUAAAAUUUGAAAGUUUAGGAAAGGACAGGAAAUCAAAGAAUAGAAUUGGUGUGUUUUUAUGGGAAAAAAAGGAUAAAAGAAAGUGUAUAAAGGAUAAAGAACAUGACAAUAUGAAAAUGAAAGGACAAAGAAAAUGACAAUAUCGAAUGUAUCUUUCGAGUUAUCGAUAUCAAUAUCAGGACGUGUCAAUCGACACGAUUAAAAAAUUCAAUUAAAUGGUAGGCGAUCAAAUAGCUACGUGGAGAUAUUAGAUUUCAGUAUUUGCAAAAAGAUCUAUUGUCGAUGUUCUUUACUUUUGAAAUGACAAAUGACCUAAUGCGAUCAAAUCCUGUGGGUGAUAUAAAAGAGCUUGAUAAAAGUUGAGAGAGCAGUGAUCAGGCUCACGGCUUCUAAUACAGGUGGCUUUUUGGACAGCACUAUCGUUGAAGCUAGACAAAUUGAAGAUUUUACCAUUAUGCAUCGAUUAGGUUAUAUUACCAUGUUUGCAGCUGUAGGAGUGUUAGGGAUGGAUUCUUACGAUCUCUACAAGAAGUGCAACAGAAGUUUUCAGGAAUUAAAGAAACUGGAUGUCACACAGUAUCAUGAUCCUAGAUAUCAUCCUCCCCUGGGGCGGGACCUCUUCUAUCUACCUGAAGAAGAAUAUAUCGAAAAGCUUGAGAACGGGCAGCAACGACCCCUUAAUAGGGACAAUAGAAAUUCAUUGCCUGACUAUCAUAGUCUAUGUGAAACUGUAACGGAAACAGUGCGGCUAGAUGAUUCUGAAUACGAGUACCAACCGCCUCUUUAUCACGAAGUUUACUGUAAAAGUCACAAUUUGCUAGAUAGCUUGCAACGCGCCACGAAUCCAUCGAAGCAGAAAUGCGUGCAUAAUGGCUUUCAUUGCGUGCAAAGAAGUAAAAGCUUGUUAUUGGUAAGGCGGCGAUGGGAGAACGAAUGUUGGGAACCUUUCGUCAAGCAGAUUGCCAGUGGUUGUGAUUGCAUGUGGCCAAAAUCUGUCCUAGGAGAUAUAACUAAUCAUUACUAGUCUGCAAUAGUCUAUGUGUAGUCCAUAGGUGAAGCAGGAAGGUUAACGAUCAAGGAAUGGAAAGAUAAAUUCAUUUGGCAUCACAUUUCAAUCCACUGAUCACUUUGCAGUGGUGCAGAAGAUAGAAUCAUUAUGUAUAUUAUGAAUUAUAUCUAAAUUUGUGAUCUAUAUUAUUUGUUAGUUAAAGUUAUUUAUUUCAUUGUUUUCUUUUUAUGUAGCUAUAAGUGCUUAACAAAAUAAAAACGAUUUUUUUGUUCUUUUA